Molecule: messenger RNA, 1371 nt
Organism: Cylindrotheca closterium
Lineage: Eukaryota; Bacillariophyta; Bacillariophyceae; Bacillariales; Bacillariaceae
Source: the annotation of a GenBank genome assembly
AUGGUGGAGCCAAGGUACACUUAUCUAUACGUUCCCAGUGAGGAGUCACAAAAAGCAAUCAGCAUCCUAAUGGUCUUGUCAGCAAUUCUGUCGUUGGUUGGUUCCUCCUGCAUCGUUUAUCAUGUCCGACACAACAGCAAGAGUACGCCUUAUCGAAGAAUAAUGCUUGGGACGAGCGUCUGUGACAUUGUAUCUACGAUUGGCUACGCCUUACAGCCAUAUGUGAGCCUUCGUGGAGAACCGAGCUCCUUUGUCUGGUCGUUCGGAAAUGCUGCUUCUUGCUCCCUCAUUGGUGCACUGGCCCAGUUUGGGUUUUCGGCUCAUCUAUACUCAGCUGCACUUUCCUACUACUUUCUGUCAACCAUUCGUUAUGGUACUCGAGAAGCUACCUUUGCCAAAAAGUACGAGCGAUGGAUUCAUUUCACGAUUGUCUCGUGGUCUCUGGUGACCUCGAUCAUUGGCGUGGCUUUGGAUGUCUUUCAUCUAAAUGAUUUAGGUCCCGGAUGUUGGGUCAGUGGUGCUCCCUUUGGUGAAUGCACUGGCUUUCGGUGCUGGGCGGAACCAAUAGCGUGGGUGAUGGGUGGUAUUCCAACGCUGCUGUCGUUCUUUACUGUGUUGAUCAACAAUUUGAGACUGUAUUGUUAUGUGCGAAUAACAGUGAGGGAAGGACAACGAAAAGCCUUAAAAAAAGAGAGCCAGAUGACAUCCUAUAGAAUACACAACCAUCAACAAGUACAGGAUAAUGAUCCAAUUGAUACUUCCACUGACAAGGAGACCAGUACGACGACAAAGUCCAGUGUACUAACAUCUUCUGAGAAGCAAUGGAAACGGGUACGAGAAGUGGGUAGACAAUCCUUUCUCUAUGUUGGUGCCUACUUGCUUUCCUUCUUUUGGACCAUUGUCAAGCAAGCGCUUGAUGGCCAACAGUUUGAGAGAUCUCCGGGAUCGGGCACCUAUCUGUUACCAAUAUCGAUAUUACAGGCCAUCUUUCUUCCAGUCCAAGGACUCUUCAAUGCGUUGAUUUUCUUUCGACCCAAGUACAAACAAGCUCGACAGAGGCAUGGUGCACAAUCUCGACUAUGGUUGGCUAGGAGAGCCGUACUCGGAGGAAACAUGCGCCCAAUCGAGACCAACACAAUAGACCCAAUGAGUCGCCGUAGUACUGCAACUAGAGCUAAAGCAGCGAGCCAACCUAGUGCCACUGAGUCGGCAGUGGAGCAGCCUAGUGCCUCUGAACCGUCUGCUGCUGGGCAAAACCGCGUGAACUUUACCGGGGAAGUUGUGUCGUGCUGCUCGAGUGCCAUGACAGAUGCUCCACAAACUGCUUCGUCGGCGCCUGCCGAAGAGCAUCCAACAGAGUCAACAGAAUAG